GAGGUCAAAUGGCAUUAGCAGAGUGUGGCGACUGGAGAGUUGUGUGAAUAGACGAUAGAUUCAUUGCAUGUAGUUCGAGGAAGACUGUUGGAAACCGGAGAAGUUGGAAAUUGCUGAAAUCUAUCAAAAAUGAAGAAAGCUGUUACAGGAGGUCAGAUAGCAAAUUGGUUCGCUGUCGGGACUCAAUCUGCGAGAGAAGAUGCCAAAACGGAGAUCCAAGAAGCGCGCACUUUGCCUGCUAGCCCAGAGAAGGGCUACUCCGAAUGCAUCAAUGGACUGCGAAGAAGUAGACUGGAGAGUUCAUCUGAAUAUCCACCCUCACUCACGUCCGUGGACUAUCCAUCUCUGCCAAUUACUAAGGACAGACAAGAGCUGGUGACCCUGAUUGAGAACAACUCUGUGGUGAUCAUCCGGGGGGCGACGGGCAGUGGGAAGACCACCCAGCUGCCGCAGUUUGUCCUCGACCACUACCACGACAAGCAGGCACCCUGCAACCUGGUGGUGACGCAGCCGCGCAAGAUCGGGGCCUCCAGCAUUGCACGCUGGGUGGCACACCAGCGCAAGUGUGCCUUGGGCAGUCUCGUGGGCUAUCAGGUGGGUUUGGAGAAGGUGGCAUCUGAGCACACCAGGUUGAUCUACAUGACCACUGGAGUCCUACUGCAGAAGCUGGUGGGGGCCAAGAGUCUCACAGAGUACUCGCACAUCUUCAUAGAUGAGGUCCAUGAGCGUACAGAGGAGUUGGACUUCCUACUGCUGGUCAUCAGGAAACUGCUCUUCUCCAACUCGCGCCGCGUCAGGGUGAUCCUGAUGUCUGCCACCAUCAACUGUAAGGAGUUUGCGGAGUACUUUGGCACUCCUCUGCGUAACCAGGUAAAUCCUGCCUACAUCUUCGAAGUGGAGGGGGCUCCCUACGCCAUUGAGCAGUUCUACCUGGAUGACCUGCGAGGACUCAUACCCAUUGCGUCAGUACCACUGCACUGGGAUGAACCAGGCAUCAGUCCCCAGAUGUACAACAUUGCAAUCAGCCUGAUUGAAAGCUUCGACACCUUGGAAGACCAGGACCAUAGCCCUAAGGAGGUGAGCAAAGGUGUGGUGAAUCUGCCAGUGAGGGGCAGCGUGCUGGUCUUCCUCCCGGGCCUCGCUGAGAUACAGUACAUGCAGGAUGCCCUCUCCAAACUCGGACGCAGAAGGUUGCAGGUGUAUCCCCUGCAUUCAACCGUGACCUUGGAGGAACAGAAUGAGGUUUUCCUGGUGCCUGUGGUUGGAUACAGGAAGAUCAUCCUUUCUACCAACAUCGCAGAAAGUUCCGUCACAGUGCCUGAUGUUAAGUAUGUUAUUGAUUUCUGCCUGGCGCGGCAGUUGGUGUGUGAUAAGGAUACGAACCUCCGCUCGCUCCACCUCACCUGGUCUUCCAAGACCAACUGCAACCAGCGGCGGGGUCGAGCGGGCCGCGUCUCCAAGGGUUACUGUUACCGGCUGGUCACCAAGGACUUCUGGGAGAGGGAGAUCCCUGACUAUGUGGUGCCAGAAAUGCUGCGUGCCCCCCUGGACACCAUCCUGCUGAAGGUGAAGCUCCUGGACAUGGGGGACCCGCGCAUGCUGCUCUCCACAGCCCUGUCUCCACCCAACCUCAGCGACAUCGAGAGGACCGUGCUCAAGCUCAAGGCGAUGGGAGCACUGUCUGUCCACAACCCCAGUCAGAACUGCUACGAUGGGGAGAUGACGUUUCUGGGCCGGGUGCUGGCACACCUACCCGUGGCUUUGCCGCUGGGCAAGAUGAUCGUGUUGGGCCACGUGUUCGGUGUUCUGGAUGACUGCCUCAUCAUUGCGGCCUGUCUCUCCCUGAAGAGCUUCUUCAGCACCUCACAGCUGCAGCCUCUGGCAGGGUACAGGAGCAAGCUAAAGUUUGCCAACGGUGUCCCAAGUGACCACUUCGCCUGUCUCAAUGCUUUCAAGGCCUGGUCAUGCCAGAAGACAAAGGGGGAGUUUCGCAACACCAAGGAUGAGCUGGACUGGGGCAAACAGAACUGCAUUUCAAUCAAGAGAGUCAGAGAGGUGGCAGAGCUGUAUGAGGACUUGAAGAAGCGAGUUGCCCAGUUCAACAUGAAGACUAGCCAGAACCCCUGCUCCCUGGACUACACAAGCCUUCACAUACAGAAGUUCAUCCUGCAGGUGGUGAUUGCUGGGGCCUUCUACCCAGACUACUAUAUUGAGGGAGAGAUCGAUGAUGAGCUGGCUGCCAAGGAGCUGUCCGGCCACAACCCCACCACCACUGUCAUGAUUCGCAACAUGCCGCCAUUUGCCUUCCUGUACUAUAAGCAAGUGCAGUCGCUCUUCCGCCAGUGUGGACAAGUCAAGAGCAUCGCCUUUGACAGCUCCAGGGCGUAUGUGGAGUUCUGUCGCUCGGCUACCCAGGGUGCAUCAGUACUUCAGGAGGUGUCUCUGGCGCUGCUGCUCUCGCAGAAGAAGCAGGACCUGCGGCUCUCCACCCACUCCAACGAAGAAGUGGAGUCCCACGCCACCGAGAGGGCCCUCAUUACACACCUCCGCAACGCACGAGUAAGUGUGGAUUUCCUGAACAACACGGUGUCUCCUGUGGACUUCACAAGCAUCAUGGAUCCAGACAAGCUGCCUGCCAAUAAACGAGUAUUCAUCAUCAACAUCACCAAGGUGAUGGAGGUGGGCCACUUCUGGGCCUUCUGUGCCGGCGAGGCGUGCGUCACUAAGCAACGGCAGCUGACUGCAGCCAUCAACGCGUGCAAGCCUCGGCCGCUGACGUCCUCCCUGUACCCCAACCUGCUCUGCCUGGCACCUUUCAGAACGGACACGGACCCCGAAGCAGACGCAGACGUAGACACGUCAGGCACCUACUAUCGCGCCAAGAUACUGCAGGUCCCCAGCAGCUCUCUGUCUGUGGAGGUGUUCUUCCUGGACUUUGGGAACACUGCCACCGUGCCCACCAGCAGCCUGAGAGAGCUACCUCCGGAGCUGCAGACUAUGCCAUUCCAGGCUCAGGAGUUCCAACUGGCAUUCCUGGCCCCCUCGGCCCAGUCCAUCAUCUGCGGCGAUCGCUGGAGCAAGCGUGCACGUAACCGCUUCGCCACGCUGGUGCACGGCCGGGCGCUGGCCGCGUGCUUGUACUCCAUAUUGCAUGGCGUGAUGCGCGUAGACCUGCUCGUGCCCUCCGACUCGGGAGAGAGCGUCAACGUCACCGACGUCCUGGUGCAGGAGGGACAUGCGCGCCGUGUGCCCGAGGGCUUCGAGUCUAAGCAAAGCCAUGAGGCGCUGAUGUCCAUGUAUGAAGACCUGGAGAAAGGGACGUUCAUGAAGAGCCACACCAACGCGUCCUGGGCCGACCAGAAACUGAAGGACAAGCAGGUCAUCAACAAGCUCAUCGACCCAAGAACAGGACCAGGGAACCCCAAGUUGAAGUGCAAUGUUCAUGGCCCUUACAGCCCCAACAAAUCCAGAUUCUACAGCAUGACUCAUACCACACACUACAGGUCUGUGGUUCUGGAGAAAGACAGUAUAAACCAGGUGUCCAUCAACGAGAACCCCCAGUACACACACUACAGGCUGCUGGUGGCAGGAUCAGUGUCCAUCAGCGGCUCAGGCUCUGGUAUCCUCCUGAAAGAGACCACCUUCUUGCCUCACAUCCCCGGCCUACCUGCUCUCAUAUCUAUGAUCUUCUGCCCUGUUAUGGAACUACGGACGGAUGAGGAGCGUACUGAGUACAGUGGUGCACUGUGUGGUCUUGGCCCCGCCCUCCAGUCUAACGAUGGUCUGCUGACCGACACCGACAUGGAGAUCGCCUUCGAUGUCAAGAUAGACUUUGAUGACAUCACUGAGGUGAACGGGUUGCGAGCAGCGAUCAACCGUUUGGUGUGCGAGGGCACGAACGGUGUUCUGCACCUGCAGCCUGAACAGAUCAGUGGAUAUCAGCAGGAUGCCAGAGACCGCCUCAUUAGGCUCUUCACCAGGUCUCCUCUGCGGGAAGACAAGGCGCCCGUCUACCAUCAGAAGCCCAAGAAAUGGAAUCAGGUGGAUCCCUCACUCAUCAUGGAGUUGGCUAACAAGGAUGACAAAACCAAAGGUCAUCUGUUCCAAAUGCACUCAGUAACUAUUCUUGACAUUUGAAAGGAGGAAAAGGGAAAAAACCCAAAAGAAUUCACACACUAUGUGGUUUGUGUGAAGAAGUGUGAAUUUUUUGCUCUGUUUACAGCCAUAGUUAAUGUGUGGUGAUAUGCACUUUUAUAGAGAACACUAAGGACAGUGAAUUUAAUUUUAUUGUUGACAUCUUUUCUAAAAAAAAGAGAAUUAUGUUUAGGUUCAUUUUUUAAUUUUUUGGUUUGUCACAAGAAGGCAAUUGUUGAAAGUACUUGUAUAUUUUAGUCAGGUUUCUAUAUAAAGUACAUUUCUGUGUUGGUGAAGGAA
Molecule: messenger RNA, 4434 nt
Organism: Engraulis encrasicolus (European anchovy)
Lineage: Eukaryota; Metazoa; Chordata; Actinopteri; Clupeiformes; Engraulidae
Gene: tdrd9
Product: tudor domain containing 9
Exons: 35
Coding region: 130-4137 (1335 amino acids)
Cellular component (GO): intracellular anatomical structure
Molecular function (GO): helicase activity; ATP binding; RNA binding
Source: RefSeq, a predicted model, not a curated record